GGUACCACCAAAACAACACAAACUCUACAAAAUGAAAUAAUUUCAGCAAGGAAAAUCCGCGGCUGCUCUGCUAGGGCAACGUGAGUUUGCCGCCAUCCUCCUCCACCCCAAAAUCUUCAACCAACCACAGAGGAGAGCCAUGUCCAGGGCUCGAGUCUACGCCGACGUGAACGUUCAGCGCCCCAGAGAUUACUGGGAUUACGAAUCUCACGUCCUUGAAUGGGGAGAUCAAGAUGAAUAUGAGGUUGUUCAGAAGGUUGGGAGAGGAAAAUACAGUGAGGUCUUCGAGGGUAUAAAUGUCACCAACAACGAAAAAUGCGUGAUCAAGAUCCUUAAACCAGUUAAGAAAAAGAAGAUUAAAAGGGAGAUAAAGAUAUUGCAGAAUCUCUGCGGAGGUCCAAAUAUUGUGAAGCUGCUUAAUAUUGUCAGGGAUGAGCUCUCAAAAACUCCUAGUUUGAUCUUCGAACAUGUCAACAGUACAGAUUUCAAAGUGUUGUAUCCCACACUGACAGAUUAUGACAUUCGCUACUAUAUAUAUGAACUUCUCAAGGCACUGGAUUACUGUCAUUCCCAGGGCAUAAUGCAUCGAGAUGUGAAGCCUCACAAUGUUAUGAUUGAUCACGAGUUGCGGAAACUUCGCCUGAUUGAUUGGGGUCUUGCUGAAUUUUACCAUCCUGGCAAAGAGUACAAUGUCCGAGUAGCUUCAAGGCACUAUAAAGGGCCUGAGCUCCUUGUUGAUUUGCAAGACUAUGACUAUUCAUUAGACAUGUGGAGCCUUGGCUGUAUGUUUGCAGGAAUGAUCUUUUGCAAGGAACAAUUCUUUUAUGGGCAUGACAAUCAGGACCAGCUAGUGAAAAUCGCUAAGGUUCUUGGAACAGAUGAGUUACAGGCAUACUUGACUAAAUAUCAUCUUGUGCUUGAACCUCAGCUCGAGGCUCUUGUUGGAAGACACAGCAAGAAGUCGUGGCAAAGAUUUGUUACUUCAGACAAUCGACAUCUUGUUUCUUCAGAGGCCAUGGAUUUUCUUGACAAGCUUCUUCGAUAUGAUCAUCAGGAAAGGCUUACAGCAAAAGAAGCCAUGGCUCAUCCAUACUUUUCAGAAGUGAGAAGCGCAGAAAAUAGCCAUAUACGGUAGUAACAAACUCCGGAAUCCUUGUAUCUAUGCAGGAAGUGCCUGUGCCUGCUAUUACAUCAUAUUGAUUACUAGCUUAGAUUCAUCACACCUAGAUUUUCCUUUUCAUUUAUCUUUUAACUUGUAUUCUUAUUCCGAGUGUACAGUAAUUUCACUCGUUCAAUUCUCUGAAUGAUUCUUGGGUUUUGGAUCCGUAUAUGUGUGCUGUAAAUGCUGUUAUAAUCUAUAGCUUUAUGACUUGAACCCCUGUGAAUCUCCGCUCACAAUUUAUUGUAACUCACUUGGAACUUACCCAG
This is a messenger RNA of Fragaria vesca subsp. vesca, 1428 nucleotides long. Its product is annotated as casein kinase II subunit alpha-2-like. The record is from RefSeq and is a predicted model, not a curated record. Gene Ontology annotation, cellular component: cytosol; nucleus; protein kinase CK2 complex. The transcript has 10 exons. Gene Ontology annotation, biological process: protein phosphorylation. Lineage: Eukaryota; Viridiplantae; Streptophyta; Magnoliopsida; Rosales; Rosaceae. Gene Ontology annotation, molecular function: ATP binding; protein serine/threonine kinase activity. Bases 140 to 1135 code for a protein of 331 amino acids.